GGAACUUAAAUUCUACGAAGUAACUAAAAUAAUAAAUCACUUGUAUUACUAUAUAGGGUGAGAAUUUUCGCCAUCGCCGUAAAAAGAAGCCGCGGAGGAAGAAAAAGAACUAACCCAAUUGCAGACAUAGGUGUUGUACACGUUACAUGAGUACUUUAAAGGAAAUGAAGAGCUUAGAUGACAUAGGUUGAACUAGGGUUGUAAACAAGUUGAGUCAUAGAUGACUCUUUCGUUGGUAAGUCUCUGGUAGUAUAUGGAAGUGAGCUCAAGAAUUUCAGCAUCGGGGUGCUUGUCGGUUCUCAAGUCAAGUUGAGGCAUAAAAUGGAUAAUGCCUUACCAUGAGAGGCAUAUGGCACUGUUCUGUCAACCUUAAAUGAGAGAGUUCGGUUUGAAUUGACGAAAGAUCACAUUAGGAAUCGGCUUAAAACUUGGAAGAAGCAGUAUGGCACUUUAAGGGAUCUGUUGUCUCAUCCUGGUUUCAAAUGGGACAGAACAUGGAAGAUGAUCAUUGCAGAUGACUCAGUAUGGACCAACUAUGUCAAGGCUCACCCUGAAGCAACGACUUUCCGUGGAAGAGUUAUUGAGAACUAUGAUAACUUGUGCACAAUCUUUGCCAACGAUAAUGACGUUGCAGAGGCUGUUGAUAUCUUCCCUGUUCAGAACAGCAUGAAGGUCAAAGAUCAAGUGAAGAACAUGCGGUGGACAUAUGAGAUGGACCAAUGUCUCAGCAAGGUUCUCGCAGAGCAAGCCAAACUUAGAAAUAAGAGUAAAUCAGACAACAAACUAAGACCUGCUGCAUAUGCAGUAGCAGUUUCAGCUUGACUUGACAAAAGAUCAUAUAAGGAAUCGUCUGAAGACAUGAAAGAAACAGUACGAGAUUCUGAAGGGGCUCUUGCAUCAUGGUGACUUUGAAUGGGAUAAAACACAAACCAUGGUCAUAGCAAAUGUCUCUGCAUGGAAUCGAUAUAUUAAGGUAAAAGAUG
Gossypium arboreum is the source of this 983-nucleotide messenger RNA. RefSeq lists its product as uncharacterized. The transcript has 3 exons. The coding region runs from base 502 to 822 and encodes 106 amino acids. Lineage: Eukaryota; Viridiplantae; Streptophyta; Magnoliopsida; Malvales; Malvaceae. The record is from RefSeq and is a predicted model, not a curated record.